AGACCUUUCACCGACUGGUACACAAAACAGAAACGUGUUUUGAUCCGGAUGAUUAUAUAUCAAUAGAACGCCCCCAUAAUAAUUCAAAUGUCUGUAUUUUAAAUUAAAGAUAGUAUUCAUUUUCUAAUAGUAAUUUACUUUUCAAAUCAAGGUAUGUUAUGGAAUGAACUUUAUUAUCUAAGUGCCAAAAUGUUUGCUAAGUAGAUAGCAGUCACAGUUUAUUCAAGUCUUCAAUAUAUAAAACAGCCAAGUCCAAUUAUGAUUAGGCAAUCAAAUUUAUUGAAGUGGGCACAUAAUAAUAAAAACAAUGUUAAAAAUGGAACAAAUAAAAGUUGGAUUCAUCCACCUGAGGCUCUUCAAAAUGGCCAUGUUGCAUAUUUAGUGAAGUUCCUCGGUAAUACUGAAGUUGAUCAGCCAAAAGGAAUUGAUGUGGUAAAAGAUGGUAUUCGAAAAUUAAAAUUUAACCAACAAUUGAAGAAAGCAGAAGGAGCAAAAACUCCUAAAGUUGAAGUAACCAUAUCGAUAGAUGGUGUUGCUAUUCAAGAUCCAAAGAGCAAACAAAUAUUCCAUCAGUAUCCCCUUCAUCGCAUAUCUUAUUGUGCCAAUGACAAAUCAGACAAAAAAUUUUUCAGUUUCAUUGCUAAAGAAGAGCAUGGAGACAAACAUAUGUGUUUUGUUUUUGCAAGUGAUAAGUUGGCAGAAGACAUAACUUUAACAAUUGGUGAAGCUUUUGAUUUAGCUUAUCGAAAAUUUCUAGAUACAUCAGGGAAAGAUCUGGAAACAAAAAUGCAACUGAUGAUAAUGCAGAAAAAGGUCCAGAAAUUAGAAAAAGAAAAUGCUAUGCUGAAGCAGAGGAUAGCAGAAAUGACAUCAGAAAAUGGAAAUGUGAAAAAUGGACAAUCACCCCAAAAUCUUAUGCACUUAAAUGGUGAAACUACUGUUCCUCGUCAUCAGUCUGCUAUAGAAUCUGGCUAUAACAAUAUUUUGCAGCAAAAUGUCACAAAUAAUUUGGCAAAAUCAACACCUACUUCACCUUCACAGGAACUUUUCAAUUUAGUGUCUUUUUCAAACACUCCAUCUGUUGGAACAAAGUUAGAAAAUCUUGCUUUAGAUGAUCUUGAAGAUUUUAAUCCUAGAGAGAAUAUUACUAAUGGAAACAAGGGAUCUACAGUAAAGACUGAUAUUUUUGGUGCACCUCCUUUUAACCCAAAACAGACAAGUACAGACCCAUUUGGAAUGGAUGAUUUUAGUACUAUACCAAUACAUGCAAUGGAUUUAGAAAAUGCAAUUGGUGAAAUUGAUAAGAAGAUAUUUGAAAUGAGAGAUGGAUUUCAAAGGGGAAUAUCUUUUGGGAAUGAUGAUUUCUUCGAUACUGGAGAAGCACACUGACUUUUUUAAAGUUUCAGUAUGUUUAUUAUACUAUGAUAAGAGAUCUCUGCACAAACACAAAUAAGAUGCUGUAUGUGGUACACAUUUGUAUGUACAUGUAAAUUUGACAUCAUGGGACCAUAUGUGAAGACAGCAUUCACAUUUUUUCUUAGAUUUUUCUGUAUAUGCUCAUUAUACAUACUGAAUGAAAAUUAAUUUUUUAAUUAUUAUUAUUAUUUAAGAUUUAGGCUAAUUACAUAGAACAUCUAACCUCUUUUCCUUCAUGCUUUUGAAUUUUACUACUGUAUAUACUAACACUUUUAUGUAUUAUGUAUCAUUUCGAUGAUACGUGAGUAAAAUUUUGUAUGUACAUUUCAUGCAAAUAUUUUAAGUAUAGGCAUUCUAUGCAAUUUUUUUAAAAUUUUUAUUCUGAAGAUAGCAUUAUCAUAUAAUGUUAAUUUUAAAUUAUAGUUAUAAGUGGCACUAACUUGCACUCAUGCUCACAUUUUAUGUGCCAAAGAAAAUUUCUUCAUGCUAGAUUGCAUGAAUUGUAUUUUACAGCUGGAUAUGAUUAAUUAUUUUUUGACAUUGUUUCAUGGCAGUUUUUAAUAAACUGGUAUUUUAUUACUGUUCUCACACUUAGCUGCCAGCCAUAUCAAUCACUUUUCAGGCUGUAAUAUAACCCGGAUUAAAUAGAACUAAAUUAAAAGCAUGUGAGAAUAGAGUCUGUAAUCUUAUUACAACUGUUAUUUGUCACUUUCUUAUUUGUUGUUUUUGGAAGGGUUCUCAAUUAGAGAAAGAAAAAGCAUAAGAAGCUGUCUUUUGAAAAUAUUUUUUUUUUUUUUUUAAUGCAGUGGAAGUUUAUAUAUGUAACUUCAAAAGUGAUGUCUAGUUCUUUCAAAAAACGCAAUGUGAAUUCCAGAGUCUGUCCAACCCUCCCAGUUGUUGUACAUUUUUUCGUAUGUUUUGUAAUCUUGCUAUUUUUACUAAUUUCAUGACCAAGUUCUUUAUCUCAAUGAAAUUAUAUAGUCUUUCUGAUAUUUACACUUUUCUCUAUGUUUAUUUCUCAAACGUGUAUAGCGCUGUUAUAAAAUUUAGCAUGUAUGGAAUAGAUUGGAGAGAUUUAUUGCAUAGAUAGAAGAUUGAAACUUGUAGACAAAUAUAGCCAUAGAUACAUGAUUUUAUUAUUGGAUAAAGCAGUUCUUGAGACACAUAAUCUGACUCGCACAUUAUUAUGGUCACAACAUGCACCCCACAUUUUUGGAACUUGGCUCAUCUUAAGACAGUAGAUGCUAUAGAGGGAGCCGAGCAGCUAUGCAUAUUAGAAAGAAGGAAGCAGGCAGAAAAGGGGCAUAUUUGAAAGCAAGUGUAGGAGAGAGUCAAAAAGAUUUUGGUUUCAAAUGAAAUUUUCAGUCUGAUUGGAUAAAAGGUACCUGCCCUGCAGCAUUUUAUAAGAUUGUGUGAUGUGGAUUAAUUUUCAAAUGACACAGUUUAGAUUGAUGUAUGAUGAAUAGUUCCUACUUUUAGAACAGAAGGGGAAAUGUCCAGAUUAAAGUGCCAGUUAAGAAUAGAUUUUAUUUUUCUCUUACAUAAUCCACUUUCCCUUCAAAGGAAAAAAGGCUUAGCAACAGAAAAGCCUUUUUGAGAAAAAAGCAUUAGAACAGCAACAUACGAGAAAUAUAAUAUAUGGAAAAUAUAAAUCAUAAAAUUUUGAAUUAAAUAACAAUUUAAAAAAUAAUAUGGACAUAUAAAUCAUGAGCAUUGUAUUUUUCAAAAAUGAUGUAGAAUUUGGAACUUAAAAUUUGGAAACCAAAACAUUUCUUUCAUCCUUUAAACUAAACCUUCAUUUGGGAUUAUGACACUUUUUGCUUGACAUUUCACUUUUGCAAUUUGCUGCUGUCUUCAAAAAUACAUUUCACAAGUUUAUCUGUACCGGUAUAAAAAAUUGUUAUAAGAACAAGCUGCUAUGGCACCCUUGCUUGUGCCUGCAAGUUUCUUCUUAAUGUAUUUACUAUGCCAUGAGCUUUUCCAAGAUAUUACAUGUAUGUAGUCUUACGUUUCGUGAUUCUGUAUUCCCACCGACUGUUUGAAAAGUGAAAAUGAAUGUCAUUUUUUUUUUCGGUUUAAUGAACUUUUGUGUUUGAUUAGUUUCUCUUGCAAACCACACAAAGUAUUUUAUCAUAGUAAUCACAUUCAUGGAAUUUUAUUUUUAAAGUAGGCAAUCAGUACUUGCUUAAAAUGUUUAAAAAAUUUUUAGUUUAAUUUCAAACUAUUUAAUAUUUAUUACUAAUUACUGAAAUAUAAUUGUGCUAGACUUUUUCUCUAUUUUUACAAUGGAAUAUUUCUUAAAGAAGGUAGCAUGGAAGUUAUAGCAUACUGUACUCGACCAUAGGUAUCAUAGCUAAUAUAGACAUUUAGCUUUAAAAAUCUAUGCUUUAUCACAUCUAUUUUAUUUCCAAAUUUAAGGGAAUAUUACUUGGAACAAAAUCUUCUCCAUGUGGAAAGUUUUUAUUGCGCUCACUUUUUUUCAAUAAUUAUUCCAUUACUAAUUUCAAAUUUUCAUCCGUGAAUAUUCUUUUAAGUUAUGAAAUAUAAGAUCAUUCAGUUUUUAUCUUUUUAUCACUGCAGAUUAAAGCAUAAUCUUCUUAUAAAUUUUAAUAAAACAAAUUAUUGAUUUAAUAAGAAAACCUACCAAUGAUUUGUAUGGAAGGUCGAAUUAUAUUUGUAUACAAAUUUGCAAUUAAUCCUGUAAAAAAAAGAAAAAAGAAAAAAAAAAAAAAAGCCAUUAAAUUCUAUGUAUAUUAUCUUCAAUUUUAUAAUAAAAGUAAAUUAUUUCAUUAUGUUAUUAACUGUAGUAUUUUAUAUAUUUAACUAAAAUUUGGUAAAUAUAUUAAAGCAGUCAUUAGACCUUUAUAACUCCAUUUAAAUUUUUAACUUACGUAACUUUUAGCUUAUAACUAAACCUUCAGCACUCAAACUUUUAUAGUUGCUUAGAAAUAUAUAGAUUUUUAAAUCUUUAAAAGCCAUAUUACUUUCCUGUGCUUUAGGAUGCACUUUUCUUAGCAGAUGGCACGUAAAUGUGUUUUAUCUAAUAUUUGUAAGAUGUAUUGUUAUUUUUAAUUUGAAAUUUUUAUGAUAUUUAAUUUUGCACAAAUUUCAUAUGUUGUAGUUAAGGAAGUAUUUCCUGACUCAAAGUACCCAGUCAUUGUUUUGUAGUAUGUGUUUUAAUUCAAAAGCUUAAGAAGUAACAUUUUUUAAUUUAUGUAUUAAAUAUAAAAGAUGCACUGUGGAUAUGUGUAGCAUGCAUUAUAAUGCUUUUUCACUUAUCAAUUUAAAAGCUUUGUUAAAAUUUAUUUGCAUGUUUCUGCAGUGAUGUAUUUUCCUAAAAAUUAAAUACUUAAUGUAAUUUAAUCACUGAAUUAUAUUUAAUAUCUUUGCUGUUAAUUUAUAAUAAAGUUCCGUAUGGGCAUUUUACCUUAUUUUGUGAUUCUUUUGUAGUAUGAUUAAAAUUUGAAAAAAUUAACAGUAUCAGUUUUAACACAUUAAGCACCAGGCCUGUUUUGUCUUCUUUUCUGUUUAACCCAUGACAUUCAGUUUUGCCGAAUCAAACCUGAUGUUUAAAUGAAAAGUAUACUAUAUUUCAGUGAUUCACGUCCAAAUAGAAAGUAAAGUGUUAGUCACUGGUGACAUGGUGCUUAACAUAUUAAAAUAUUAUGAGAAACUAUGAGUAUAUUGCUCUUUUUGAAAAAUAUUUUGGAUUUAAAUAAAAACGGAAAUGCCAAAAAUUUUAAUGAAAACAUUUAUAGUUUGAUGUUUUUCAAAUUGAUAAAAAUUUCUAGUAGUAGAAAGGUAAGAGUACUAUUAUAAUAGUCAUGAAUGUAAUUAAUAUUUAAUCCAAAUUAAAAUUAGUUUUUUCUUAAAACAGUGGUAUGAUACCUUGUAAAAUAUCUGCUAUGCUGUUUGUAUUAAGAUAAGUCUAAAUUUACCCUCACAGUUUAUUUUAGUUUGAAACAGUUCUUUAAUAUGUUUUCAGCUUUUACUUCACUGAUUCUUAAAUUUACUAAUUUAAUGGCUUGUAACAUAAUGUCUGUUUGAAUUGAAAAAUGGUAUUUAUUACAUGCAAUUCUUGUAGUUUCUUUUGUAAUGAAAACAGAACUAAUUAUACUUACAUUAAUUAUGGAAAUUAUUGUUUUGUUGUGUAAAACUUAUUUAAUUAAAUCUGUGAUAAAUAUGA
Molecule: messenger RNA, 5602 nt
Organism: Stegodyphus dumicola
Lineage: Eukaryota; Metazoa; Arthropoda; Arachnida; Araneae; Eresidae
Product: PTB domain-containing engulfment adapter protein 1-like
Source: RefSeq, a predicted model, not a curated record